AUGAGCGAUUUGAAAACGCCAUUCCAGCUCUUGGAACUCAACGUGAUCUCGGCACAAGAAUUGGAGCCGAUAUGUCGCCGUCGCAAGAUGCGAACCUACGCGGUGGCUUGGGUCCAUUCGGAGCGAAAACUCUCGACCCGAAUCGACAACCGAGGUGACAUCAACCCGACGUGGAACGACAAGUUUAUUUUCAAGGUGGACGAAGAGUUCCUUUACCGCGAAACAUCUGCGAUCAUGAUCGAGAUCUACGCCGUCCAUUGGUUCCGUGACAUCCACGUGGGAACCGUUCGAGCCAUCAUCGGAAACCUCAUCCCUCACAUCGCUUCCCGGCCGAACCGGCGCGACGAAGUUCAACUAGGGACGACGUUCGUCGCGCUUCAGGUUUGGAGACCGUCGGGUCGGCCGCAAGGGAUAUUGAACAUCGGGGUGACGUUGAUCGAUAGCUCGAAGAGGAGCAUGCCGUUGUAUCUUCAAAUGGGGUCAUCGGCGAUUGGGUACAAGCAUUUAAUGGGCGAAGAAGAGUACCCGGUCUCCACAACUUCGAAAAGCAACGACAAUGAAAACCCUAGUCCUUUGCCUAAGCCGAAGCUCCGACGAACCAAGAGCGAUUCGAGUUCAGUUUUCCCUUGCGAUUUGCAGCCUAAGAUACCCACAAAGGGUUCAUCGAUUAUCAAUGGUGGGUCAGUCGUUAAUGGCGGAGGCGGAGGCGGGUCCAUGGUUAACGGGUUUGAACCCGUAAAGAGAGGAGGCUCCAUGCUAAAUUACCCCGUCGGGAAUCUUAAUCCCGGAAAGGGUAAAUCGGGGUCGGAGGAGUUUAAUCAAAGGGGAAGUUCCAUGGUAAAUUUCCCGGUUUCGAAGAUUACUUGUAAAAAGGUAGCAUCUAGGGGGAGCUCCAUGGUGAAUUACACCGUCGGGAAACUUAAUCCCAGAAAGGGAAAAUCAAGUUCAGUUGUUAACGGGACGGAGGAUCCGGGAAGAAAAUCAAGAAAGGGAAACUCAAAUUCAAGUUCGGUCGUUAACGGGUCGGAAGAUCCGGGAAAAGGAAGAAGAAAGGGAAAAUCAAGAUCAGGUUCGGUUGUUAACGGGUUGAAAAAGCCGCUAAGAAAGUCACCGAACGGGUCAUACGUCGGGGCUCCAAGAAAAGCCGGUAGAGAGAAAGCUUGGACCGAUUCAGAAGUCGGUCCAUCUCCGUCCGAAGUGGCGGCAUCAAUGGCGAAAAACAUGCACCACAAUAACAGGUUCGAUGAUUGCGAGAGUUCCAUAUUAGGGUGGAGUAUAGAAGACGACGAUAGCAUCGAAGGGCUCCGAUCAAAGCUGGAACAGUGGAGAAAUGAACUGACGCCGGUUCGCGACUGGAGAAGCGACGGUUCUAGUUCCUGGUCGGGGUCUAGCAUUCCGUCCUCUGAACGAAGAAGACAUGCUAGACGACACUCCGACGGUGGCGGGUCGUUUGCAUGUUUUGGUAACAUUUGUGGGUGCCAGAUUUCCAUUACUUGCGGCGGCGGAGGCGGUGAGGAAGCCACCGGUAAUAGAAGGCAUCGAGCACCCGAUAGCUCCAUUGCAGAUGACAUGAGUUACAUUUGA
Messenger RNA from Hibiscus syriacus, 1584 nucleotides. RefSeq lists its product as uncharacterized. The transcript has a single exon. Gene Ontology annotation, biological process: defense response. NCBI's taxonomy places the organism in Eukaryota, Viridiplantae, Streptophyta, Magnoliopsida, Malvales, Malvaceae. The coding region runs from base 1 to 1584 and encodes 527 amino acids. The record is from RefSeq and is a predicted model, not a curated record.